This is a messenger RNA of Exophiala bonariae, 1014 nucleotides long. RefSeq lists its product as uncharacterized. The transcript has a single exon. The record is from RefSeq and is a predicted model, not a curated record. The coding region runs from base 1 to 1014 and encodes 337 amino acids. Lineage: Eukaryota; Fungi; Ascomycota; Eurotiomycetes; Chaetothyriales; Herpotrichiellaceae.
AUGGACACCUAUGUGGAAGACCAAGAUGCCCUAUUCACUGAGCUCUUUUCUCAUCUCGAAAAAGUCAAAACAGAAGGCGUGACUCUUGAUGAAGAUGUAUUGAAACGUGCAGAAAGGUCAAUCGACACUUCAACACCCAGAUCAACCUUGUGGCAGCUACUCAGCACGGGUGAAGCCCUACUCCAGGUGCUACAACAGGACCCUCGCUCUUUGACUCGGCUUCUGCAACGGGACAUCUCCCUCAUUCCCUUCGACGAAUUGAAGCAGUCUAUCUCGGCUGAGAAGCUCGAAGAAGGUUUACAAGCACCUUCGGUUGCUGUUCAGCUGUUGUGCAUAGCGUACUUACAGAAGGCUGCGGAUACCCCGAGCGGAGCCUCGUUCGUUGCGGCAAGCUCAGACCUCGUUCAGACAUUACUCACUCUGUGGUUGACCUCCGAAAACACCGAGGUUGCAGAAAGAGCCCUGGAAGCAAUCGAGGCACUACUUGCCGUCGACAGCACGAAUAGUGUUACAGUCUUGUCUGCUGGAGAACGUCUAGGAGAAGCACAAGGGCAAGGGCUUCUCUGGCGGAGGAUAUUUCACGAUGCAAAAGUCUAUGCCAUUCUUUUUGAGUGGACUUCACUUUCAACCACUCAACGAGACAUCAACACGAAGAAGGGUCUGCAUCUGGUUACCAUCUCCCAGGGAAGACUAUUCGAUUUCAUUGCUAGAAUCGCUUCACUUGGCUGGGCCACCGUCACGACCUCAAGCUUGCCCGAUAUUGAGUCCAAAUACACCAGAGGCCAGGGGGACGACCAACCAUAUGGAGGUUUGCUACGUUAUGCAGCAUCUUAUAUGAUUGAUUCCAGUGACAUCCUUAUGGAGGUAUUGCGGCAAGAUUUUUUCGUCCAACUUCUUGGGAUUGUGGAGGACAACAACAGUCAGGGCAUCUCUCCUCGACUCCUUGAAGCAAUUCAACACGAUGCGGGUGUUGAGACCAUCAAGGGGCCAGGAGACUCCGGGUUGCACCUCUAA